CGACAGAAAGUAAAAGAUGUUUUGUUCAGGCUGCGGAAAGGCGAUUUACGAAGAGAAUAAAUUUUGUGCGAACUGUGGAAUUGAGAUAAAAAAUGCAAACAGGGCUGGCAUUAAAUCUUUUAAAGAGUAUCGAGAAUUAAAAGGAAAAGAAUGGAAAAAGCGUGUAACUAAAGAUCAAACUCCAACCGCUAAAAAAAAGAGAGAGGAAAAGGAUGUCGUGAUUAAUAUUGGUUUUAUGGAGUGGAGUGAGAAGGAACAAGAACUAAAACGUAAGCGAGGCAAACGACUUCCUCUUAGAGUAUCACCAACACUCUCAUACUGGCCUUUAUUGAAAGAAGCAGAAACCAAAUGGAAGAAUUUUAACAGCAAUCUUUACCAGCCUGAAGAAGUAUAUUUAUUGUUGUAUGAAGAUGAACGAAAUGCCAUUUUGCUGCCUGGUUCAAAUGAAAAUUUCAGCUUAAAGCGCUACCGAGAAGAGAUUGGAAAGGAUUAUAAGAAUAUAACAUUUUAUCUUUGUUCUUCAUCUGAUUUUGAUCAAGCAGAUCCUGUAUUUGGCGAUGCUUCAUGCUCUAAUCCUUCUUCUACAGUUGAUUCUAAAGAUGGUUCUGAUGAUUUAGCUACUGCUGGCAAUCAACCAAAUAAGCAGGAAAAUCAUGUAGAAUAUGAACCUACUUCUAAACAUAGAAGAUCCGAAAGCUUUGUGAAUGAAAAUGCUAAUCCUGCAGAAUCGCAAGAACAAUUGCAUGAAUCAGAACAAAUUGUUUUAGAUGAAGAACUUGCUCGUGAAAUGCAGAAGUUUGAAGAAGAAUCUGUUUUGCAGGAAGAUAUUAGUUUUGAAACAGAAAAACUAAUUGUUGACUCAUUCUCUGUAAUUAGCACAAUCUCUCAAGCUGUAGAUAGGUCAGAACAGUCGUUCAUAGUUAGGCGUAGAGGCGUACCACUGCAAAGGACACUUGCUAUAUGGAAGAGAGAAGUCAAGAAGAAUCCCCUUUUUUUGAAGAGGCUUCUAAGAGUUCACUUCUCUGGUGAACAAGGAAUCGAUUCUGGGGCAAUAGCAAGAGAAUUUUACAGUAUAACUCUUCCUGAAAUUGGUCUAAAGAUGUUUCCCAAUGGAAGUCCGAUCGAUUCUACUUCUAAUGUGGAAAAUGAGAGUUUUGUAACUUGUGGACAGAUUGUAGCAACUAGCUUAUCCCAAGGUGGCCCAGCUCCUAAUUUCCUUCACGAUAGUGUUUAUAAUCUUAUGGUUAAUCCAAAUGUGUGUAUGAGUGAUCUCGAUGCAAACAAACAUUUGACUUCAGCAGAUAAAAACCUACUUACUGCAGUCAGAAGUGAUGUUUCCCUUCAUCAGGAGACUAUACUUGAACAUGGCUACACUGGUGUCGUAAACCAAGAUCACAUAGAAGAAAUAGUCAAGUCUAUUAUAAUCAGUAUAGUAAUGAAAAGAGUAGUUUAUUUGAAAGAAUUCAUGAGAGGGCUUGGUGUAUAUGGUCUUGCAGAAGUAGUCACAAAAUACCCUGAGAUUUGCAAAUCCUUGUUUGUGCUUGAUUCAAAGGACAAUGAUAUUGUUGACGCAAACUACCUAUUUUCAUUGAUGAUUCCACAGUAUUCGCCUGAAGGAAGCUCAAAGAGAAUCACUGAAGAAACUAUCAUGGAUAAUUUUCAAGAUUUUUUGUUUAAACUGGAGGAUGAAGAUAUUACUGUAUCCUUUGAAGAAUCUGUCUCUUUUGAUGCCGAUGUCAACAAUGAAAGUGUGGCAACAUUCACCAAACCUGACUUCACACCAUCAGGUGUAAUGGGUUGGUUAACUGGUCAGAGGCACAAGCCGCUUAAUGGAGAAUCCAUCACCAUUUCUGUUUAAUCAUGAUUGUGCUAUC
This is a messenger RNA of Dendronephthya gigantea, 1874 nucleotides long. RefSeq lists its product as uncharacterized. Gene Ontology annotation, molecular function: ubiquitin-protein transferase activity. The record is from RefSeq and is a predicted model, not a curated record. Lineage: Eukaryota; Metazoa; Cnidaria; Anthozoa; Malacalcyonacea; Nephtheidae. Bases 17 to 1858 code for a protein of 613 amino acids. The transcript is spliced from 2 exons.